Molecule: messenger RNA, 1766 nt
Organism: Daphnia magna
Lineage: Eukaryota; Metazoa; Arthropoda; Branchiopoda; Diplostraca; Daphniidae
Product: protein ANTAGONIST OF LIKE HETEROCHROMATIN PROTEIN 1-like
Exons: 6
Coding region: 177-1271 (364 amino acids)
Source: RefSeq, a predicted model, not a curated record
AGUAUCGUUCACACGACAGCUCUUUUAUGCGUAUUGCGUAUAACGUAUUACGUUCUUUGUUUACGUUUUUCCUACGUAAAUUUCAUUUCGUUUUUUACGAACCAAAAUUUACGAUAAAAUCUUCGUAGUCUGUUCACACUGCAGUACUCUGCACUUACAUAUCAGUGAACAAUGACAUGAUGCGUGAUUCAUCCGAUGAAGAAAUUUCUAAUUAUUUCGAUAAUGACGAUCAAGAAAAGGAACAAAUUCGUCGUCAAAACACCUUGGAAGUGUGGCGUUGGAAGGCCAAGGCUGCUUGUUUGUUGUACCUAUUGUUAAAACGUCGUCGUAGGAGGUUGUCAGCUAAUAAUCUUCGACCUGCUGGUAAAUUAUGGACAAGGUUUCAUAAUUCAGAACCUGAACGAGAGAAACAUUCCUUGUAUACUACUAUUCUACUUGCAGAGAAGAGUUUGGCAGACGGCUUCACCUUCAGGAACAUUACUCGUAUGUCACCAACCUUGUUCAACAAAUUGCUGUGCAUGGUAGGCCCUUCAUUGUUCAAAAAAGACACCAACAUGAGACGUUCUAUCCCAGUUGGUAAAAUUAGAAUUUUAGAAAUCAUUAAACUUCAAAUGUUAAGUAAUUAUUCAAUUAAUAAAACAGAGCAACGAUUGGCAUUGACUCUGAGAUUCCUCGCAUCAGGAGACUGUAUGCGAUCUCUUUCAUAUUCCUUCCGGAUAGGCCAUUCCACUGUUUCUGAAAUAGUGAACGAAACAUGUAGAAUAAUGUACGAGAUCCUUGAUCCUACCUAUUUGCAAUUGCCAGAUACAAAUAUGUGGAAACUAAUAUCAAAUUACUUUUCCAAAAUUUGGAACUUCACAAAUUGUGUUGGGGCUGGAGAUGGAAAACACUUCGCCAUGCAAUGCCCUAACAAUGGUGGCUCCAACUGGUAUAACUACAAAGGGUUCCAUAGCAUGGUGAUGUUUGCCGUUUGUGAUGCAAAUUACUGUUUCAUUGCUGUUGACAUUGGGGCUUAUGGCAGAGAGGGCGAUGCGAGUAUAUUUGCAUCAUCACAAUUUUCGAAAUACUUGGAUAACGGUUGUUUGGGUAUUCCAGGACCAUCAAAACUUGUUUACUCAGAUAGUUUAUCCCCUUACGUCUUUGUAAUGGAUGAUGCAUUUCCAUUGAAAAAAAAACAUAAUGAAGCCAUAUCCCGGCCGAAGCACAGGAUCAUUAACGAAAGAAGAACUAAUAUUCAAUUACAGGUUGUCUCGUGCAAGAAGAACUAUUGAAAAUGCUUUCGGAAUUGUCACCAACAAAUUGCGCAUUUUCCGCAAACCGAUGAUUGGAAGCCCUCAAAAUGUUGAAAAUUACAUAAAGGCAGGUGUUGUCUUGCACAAUAUGCUGAUUCGCGUAGAUAGCCGCUUCUACUUGGUUAACCAAAAACUACCGGAUCAUUUUGAUGUAAAUGGAGUUUUAAUCGAAGGUGCCUGGAGGACGGACAAUACAAUGACAUCAAUGUUUCGUGACUUGCGGCCAGGAAAAGGAAUCAACUAUCCAACUGUCGCCAAAAACAUUCGCGAUCAGUUUACAAAAUAUUUUUCAAAUGAAGGUGCAGUGCCAUGGCAGAGGGUCAUUGUCGAAGAUACAGGCAGAAUUUCUGAGGAGGAAGGUUAAUGAAAAUUAACUACGAAUAGUUGCUCGAAAUGAUUUGUAUUGCUGAGAUCAUUGAUGUUUGUAAUAACGAUGAGCAACGUAAUACAAUCAUUUUGUUUCAUUGCAAUCUC